Messenger RNA from Diceros bicornis minor, 2798 nucleotides. It is a transcript of the gene STEEP1, whose product is annotated as STING1 ER exit protein 1. The coding region runs from base 234 to 755 and encodes 173 amino acids. The transcript is spliced from 8 exons. Lineage: Eukaryota; Metazoa; Chordata; Mammalia; Perissodactyla; Rhinocerotidae. The record is from RefSeq and is a predicted model, not a curated record.
CGACACCCGGGACCGGGAGGAAUAUGAUGAUGGCGAGAAGCCCCUCCACGUCUACUACUGUUUGUGCGGCCAAAUGGUCCUGGUGCUGGCAGGUCAUUGUGAAGAGUAAUGAGCUAAUGUAUGAACUGCCUGCUGUUCUCCAGCUCCCUCUCUACCUCCUCCAUUAAUCUCCAGUCACUCUGAUCACUUGACUUCUCUGUGAUCCUUUAGACUGUCAGUUAGAGAAAUUGCCCAUGAGGCCCCGGGAUCGGUCCCGUGUGAUUGAUGCUGCCAAACAUGCCCACAAGUUUUGUAACACAGAAGAUGAGGAGACUAUGUAUCUUCGGAGGCCUGAAGGCAUUGAACGACAGUACAGGAAGAAGUGUGCAAAGUGUGGACUGCCACUCUUCUACCAGUCCCAGCCGAAGAAUGCUCCCGUGACCUUCAUUGUGGAUGGAGCAGUAGUCAAGUUUGGCCAGGGUUUUGGGAAAACAAAUAUAUAUACUCAGAAACAAGAGCCUCCUAAGAAGGUGAUGAUGACCAAACGGACCAAAGACAUGGGCAAGUUCAGCUCUGUCACUGUGUCUACUAUCGAUGAAGAAGAAGAGGAGAUUGAGGCUAGGGAAGUUGCUGACUCGUAUGCACAGAAUGCCAAAGUUAUUGAAAAACAGCUGGAGCGCAAAGGCAUGAGCAAAAGGCGGCUGCAAGAGCUGGCUGAACUGGAAGCCAAGAAAGCGAAAAUGAAGGGGACCUUGAUUGACAACCAGUUCAAAUGAUCAGGACCUUUCUCUGAACACAGACUGGAGGCAAGCAUUUAGAUCGAGAGGAAAAAGAACUUUUUUCUUGACUACAUGGACUGGUCCCUACCUUUAUGCCCUAGCAGAAGGCUUUACGUUGCUUCCCAUUGAUUUUCCUACAUUCAGUGAGGUCUUUGAGUCCAUCUGACCUGCUUUCUAGAGAUGGGUUUUUCUAAAUCUUUCUGUAUAUAGGUCUUCUGUACUAUUUUUUGUCCAUUUGAUGUAAACUUCUUCAGCUGCGUAUAAACCCUAAGAAUAGAUCAGUGCUUGAGUGUCUCUAGUUUCUAAAGUAGCUGUUCUUAUUCUUCUUCAAAGUUAAUAAAAUGUUUAAAGAUUUUUGAAAAAAAUAUUAUGAUGUGUCAUAGAAAAAAGCACCCUGAAUUAUAUUUAAAGUUACAGCAAGUCAGAUCCUUUUAAGUGACUCUGUCUUUAUCCUUAGACUAGCAGGUAUUGGCUAUGGUUUGAAUCUCUCUACUGUCAGAGAAAAUUCAUAAAAAGCCAGAAUCUGCAUAAAGCUUCCUUUACUUCAAAUAUUAAAGCUGUAGGUGAGCCAGUCACGUAGCUGAGAUCUCAAUGAAAAUGGGGUCUCGAUAAGCAACCCUGGGGAGGUGUCAUCCUCUCAAGCAGCUGAGAGUGCUGCUUCAUGUGUGGACGCAUGGCAAGGAGACAGUAUAGAGUAAGAAAUGAGACUGAGGUAAACAAAAGUAUCUGUUGGGUAUCUUUUAUUUCACAUUUGCUAUUUGUGGGGGAGUGUUAUAUGUAAAUAUUUAGUGUCACGCUGCUGCAGUGAUAUCAAUAUGCAGUGUUUGCAUCCAUGUUUUUAUCUCUUCAACUGUAUGACAAGGUAUUGGGGCAGGAAGAGUGUUUCAACCUCCUUGUAUUAUCUACAGCAGGUUGUACUUAGUAGGUGCCCAAGGUGUGUAUGUGAGGUGCUGUUGGGAAAUAGCAGAGCGUUUUUCUUUGUUUUUUUCCCCUGAUUUCUCUGUUUGGAAGGAAAAGUAGGUUGGAGUGGGGGUAGAUGUGAGCUAGCAAGCUGGGAGAAAGAGGGGUGGGGGUCCUGGGAAAGCCUGGAGUGGGGCUGUGUUACCAUCUUCCCAGUUAUUCUCCUGCAUCCAGUGAAGUCUUUGCAACUGAGUCUUCCUCUCCACCUCGUUUCCUGUCCUCAUUCAGAGAAAUAAUUAGGCAUCAUGUGAUAACCAACCAUAACCUCCUCACAGUUCCUUGACCUCAACUCCAAGCAAUGGCCUUUACCUUCACUCCACUUUAGCCACAAAUUCCCCUGACCACAGCCUGGAUGUCAUCUCCGCCACCUCUGAAAUCCAAUGUUCUAUUCCCCAACCACAACCUCCUAUCGUAGCUACUUUCAUACUCUCACUUUCACUAAACCUGUUUUGUUUUGUUUUUAGAUUUGAAGGGUGAUUAUUUUAUUAGUAGUAAGAAUCAAAGAUAGUAGUAGUAAUAAUGAUACUAAUACUAGCUACUUUUUAUUAAGUACUUACUAUGUGUCAGGUGCCAUGAGCAGCACUAUACCUGUAAGUAUUAUCUUACUCUACACAAGACGGUAAUCCUAUGAAAUAGGUUUAACUAUUGUCAUUCUCAUUUUACAGAUGAGUACUCUGAAGCUCUGAGAGUUUAAUAAGUUUCCCAAGAUCCCAUAGCCAGUAAGUGAUGAAGCCAGAAAUAUGACUGUAGAACUAUGCUGAACUGCUUCUCCUGUGGGAUUUUAAAAAAUAUAUUAUUGAGAACAGAUUGCAAUUUCAUUUUGAGAAAUCAACUGAAGUGCAAUGUCGACACUUGCCUAGAGGAUUCCCUGAAGCAAAUGUGUGGUUACCUGUCUACAUAUUUUCUGAAAUAUCUGUCCUUAGAUACUAAUCCUAAACCAUUUCAACAUCUGGUUCAAAUUAUGCAUUUUGCUUAAUCUUUAAGACUGCAAAUUGUUAUAUUGUUAGCACCAAGCAAGCAUGUGCUCUUCAUUAUGUUUUAUUCUUUCAUUGAAAUAAUUAUUAAACUAACAUGACAUAG